GGGUGUAUGGCACACAUGGCGGUUCAUUGGGCGUCCAGGAAUCACAGAGGCAGCACCACUGCAAAAUGUCACACAGCGUGGACGUGGAAAAGUGCUUAGAGGUGGCCAGCAACCUGGUUUCAGAAGCUGGAAGGCUCAUCGCUCGCAACAAUGAGCAGCGACAGGACUUCGUUUGCAAGAGCAAUGACAUCGACUUGGUGACCCAAACAGACAAGGAUGUGGAGCAGCUACUGAUGGACGGCAUUCGCCGCCACUUUCCGGAGCACAAGUUCAUCGGCGAGGAGGAGAGUAGCGGCGAGGAGGGUGUCAAGAAGCUUACCGACGAGCCCACCUGGAUCAUUGAUCCCGUGGACGGCACCAUGAACUUUGUGCACGCAUUUCCGCACUCUUGCAUCUCCGUGGGUCUGAAGGUGAACAAGGUCACGGAGCUGGGCUUGGUCUACAAUCCCAUCCUGGAGCAGCGCUUCACUGCGCGACGUGGGCACGGAGCCUUCUACAACGGGCGCAGGAUCCACGUGAGCGGCCAAAAGGAACUGGGCAAAGCGCUGGUCACCAGUGAAUUCGGUACCACCCGGGACGAGGCCAAGAUGAAGGUCGUGCAUGAGAACUUCGAGAAGAUGGCCAAAAAGGCGCAUGGCCUACGGGUCCUGGGUUCGGCAGCCCUUAAUAUGUCGAUGGUUGCUCUGGGAGCCGCUGACGCCAACUACGAAUUUGGAAUUCACGCCUGGGAUGUGUGUGCCGGCGACUUGAUUGUCCGGGAGGCUGGUGGCGUAGUCAUCGAUCCUGCUGGCGGCGAAUUCGACAUCAUGUCUCGAAGGGUCCUGGCGGCAGCCACACCAGAGUUGGCCCAAGAGAUCUCCAAGGUGCUAACGCAGUUUAAUCCCCUGCCUCGCGAUGAUUAGGAGCCGGCACUUAAAGUACCUACAUAUAUAUACUUAAGUCGAAAUGGGACUUAACUAACCAAAAGCAUUUUAAAUAUACCGACCAUGUACCUAACAAAAAAGUUGACUACGCCUAGUCAAGGAUAUUCCAAAUAAAAAACACGAUUGUUUCAUGUA
Molecule: messenger RNA, 1058 nt
Organism: Drosophila simulans
Lineage: Eukaryota; Metazoa; Arthropoda; Insecta; Diptera; Drosophilidae
Product: inositol monophosphatase 1
Exons: 5
Coding region: 66-902 (278 amino acids)
Biological process (GO): inositol metabolic process; signal transduction; phosphatidylinositol phosphate biosynthetic process
Molecular function (GO): inositol monophosphate 1-phosphatase activity
Source: RefSeq, a predicted model, not a curated record